Daphnia pulex (common water flea) is the source of this 1849-nucleotide messenger RNA. RefSeq names its product ras-related C3 botulinum toxin substrate 1-like (gene Mtl). Bases 503 to 1090 code for a protein of 195 amino acids. Gene Ontology annotation, molecular function: GTP binding; GTPase activity. The transcript is spliced from 6 exons. The record is from RefSeq and is a predicted model, not a curated record. Gene Ontology annotation, biological process: small GTPase-mediated signal transduction. NCBI's taxonomy places the organism in Eukaryota, Metazoa, Arthropoda, Branchiopoda, Diplostraca, Daphniidae.
AGGAAUUCGUUCUACUUGAGAACAAGCACAUCAGUUGGCUGCAUGCUUUAUGAUUAGAGAGCGUGCAUGUUCAACGUCAUUUUGCGUGGGCCCCCAGAAUUAAUCAAUUGAAGCGUCGAAUGCUUCACUCGCUCAGUUGACUCAAUCGUCCCUGGGCGGCGCUGAAUACCCAUGAUGGCGUUCAACUGAAAACUAUCCCAGAACCAGAUGUAUCUGCUGGGAAACAACAAGAGACUAAGUGAGGCUUCAUCUAAUCUGUGGACUUUGAAACUUCUAUCUCAUCCCGUCAUUAUCGCUAAAAUAUUUUCCUUGGAAAUCAAUCUCUCACAACGUCUCUGACAUUUCUAAUUUCGAUCGCCAAGUUUUUCUUGUUAUACCCGGCUUCCCGAGUGAAGAUGACACAUCGUACUCAUUACUAGCCGUGUCUCAAAUUACAAGAUUACAACAGUUGUGACUCGCACACAAUUCGGAUCUUUCUCUUUUCAUCGUUAGGCUCAUCAAAAUGUCUUCUGGACGACCUAUCAAAUGUGUUGUGGUAGGAGAUGGUACUGUUGGCAAAACUUGUAUGUUGAUUUCAUACACAACUGAUUCCUUUCCAGGAGAAUAUGUGCCUACUGUAUUUGACAAUUAUUCUGCACCCAUGGUUUGUGAUAGUAUUCCGGUCAGCUUAGGCUUGUGGGACACUGCUGGCCAAGAAGAUUAUGAUCGUUUAAGACCGCUUUCAUACCCACAGACUGAUGUAUUCCUCAUCUGCUUCAGUGUUGUCAGCCCAUCAUCAUUUGAGAAUGUCACAUCAAAAUGGUAUCCUGAAAUCAAGCAUCAUUGCCCUGAUGCUCCAGUUCUUUUGGUUGGGACCAAAAUCGAUCUUAGAGAAGAUCGAGAAACAUUGGCUAUGUUAGCUGAACAAGGCCAGUCUCCUAUGAAGAGAGAACAAGGUCUAAAGUUGGCUUCUAAAAUUCGAGCUGUCAAAUAUUUGGAAUGCUCCGCUCUAACACAAAGAGGGCUUAAACAGGUCUUUGAUGAAGCUGUACGAUCAGUCAUCCGGCCGGAACCGCAGAAAAGGCGUCAGCGGAAGUGUACCUUUUUGUAGGAAAUGGCUUCACCUUACUAAUUCUAUCUGAUGUUAGCGUUCUUGCUAGCAUCGUGCCACUGCACAACACGACCUCUUGCUCGUCUUGCUGUGCAAUUCAGCUCCUGAAUUCCGCCACUUUCCCAAAUUUGAAAAAAAACCGGGAAAUUUCAAUUUUGAAUUCGGCAGGAAUGAUACCUGAAACCACAUUUUUUUUCUUCUUUAAUUUUCACAUUGCGUUUUUGACUGGAACUUUUUUCCCUUUUUUCUUGAUGAGCAUAAAAACCUAUGGAUGAAAUGCGGACAACUAAUGGGCGCGUUGACAGAAGUCGUGAGAUUUCAAGCCAUAUUUUUGGGUUACAUUCAUUUUCUCGUGUUGAUGAGGUUCUUCCAACGUUCACUCCUGUAAUCAGUACGCUUCAUCUACGAUACAUUUCACAACUUAAGCUUAGGCUUGUAAUGUUUUCAAUGCAAUCAUACAUCAGGACUGCUUUGGUUUAGUGACUUGAAAAAUGCAUUCAAUUCCUUUAAAUUUUGAACUUUUUUCUUUUGUUCUUGCUGCCUUCUAGUCACGCUAUACUCUUUUGACGGCCCAAACUCGUUCAUUCUCCAGUUAACGCUAUUUCAGCUUUAGCUACUUGGAUUUUUGGCUCAUUCUGUUGCUCCAGUCCGUCAAUGUUUUCCUUUUCACUGGCAUCUAUCUUUCCUCCAUUGACAGAAUGCAACUACAUAUUUCUGUUAGAAUCCUCUCUGAAAUAUAGACUAAUUUCAUUGGUUUUA